AUGAGAAGAUACAACAUCAAGGUUCUCGGACUAUGUGAGACUCGAUGGAAUGGAAGCGGCCAGACCAAACUGUCUUCAGGUGAAACCAUCAUUUACUCUGGACAUGAAGACGUGGACCACGACCACACCCAAGGAGUCGCGCUACUGCUAGCGUCAGAGGCUACAAGGGCAUUGAUGACAUGGGAACCCGUCUCAGCAAGACUUAUGUCAGCAAGAUUUAACUCCAAGGGCAGGAAGAUAACCAUCAUCCAAUGCUAUGCACCAACCAACGCGGCAGAUGAAGAAGAAAAAGAAGACUUUUACAGUUCCUUGCAGUCCCUUUUCGACCGGACUCCAAGAAGAGACAUGAAGAUCGUGAUGGGCAACUUAAAUGCUAAGGUGGGAGACGACAACACAGACAGAGAACUCAUCAUGGGCAGACAUGGCAUAGGCACCUGCAAUGAGAACGGAGAGCUGUUUAUAGACUGCUGUUUUUUCAACGACCUAGUCAUAGGUGGCACCAUCUAUCCUCACAGGAAUAUUUACAAGACCACUUGGACAUCACCAAAUGGGAAGACGGACAACCAGAUUGACCACUUCACCAUUGACCGCAAGUGUAGACAAAGUCUGCUGGAUGUCAGAGCAGGGCGUGGCGCCGACGCAGCGUCAGACCAUCAGUUGCUUGUGGCAACACUGAAGACGAAGCUGAGAUCCUCCUGUGACUCUUCAGGCAGACCACACCAUAAAUUUAACAUUCAGUUUUUGAAAGAUGGCAAGAAAAAGAAGAGUUCAACUGUGAAGUCAGAAACAGUUUUGAGGCGCUGA
Molecule: messenger RNA, 804 nt
Organism: Limulus polyphemus (Atlantic horseshoe crab)
Lineage: Eukaryota; Metazoa; Arthropoda; Merostomata; Xiphosura; Limulidae
Product: craniofacial development protein 2-like
Exons: 1
Coding region: 1-804 (267 amino acids)
Biological process (GO): chromatin remodeling
Cellular component (GO): nucleus
Source: RefSeq, a predicted model, not a curated record